GAAGAAUUUUCAUUUCUACUUAAUUUCGCAAAAAGAUGAGGUAUUUUAUUAAUUUUCUCUUAAUCGUUGGACUUUUGGUGAUAACUGUCAAUGGUCAACCCUGCAAACCUGCAUUCUCUUCAUGCGUGACGACUCGAGAAUGUUGCCCUAAUCUUGAAUGCGACAUCCAAGAUCGCCAAUGCUUGGGUCGACUUAGAUGUCGAAGAUUGGGAAAUCAUUGUAUUACCGAUAUAAAUUGCUGUGCUGGUCUUCGCUGUCAUCCACAACGACAAACAUGUGUCAGGGCUCAGGAUAUUUGUCAACAAUGGGGACAAUAUUGUGAUGCCUUUAAUCAAUGCUGUUCUGGUUUGAGAUGCAAUAGAGGCCGAUGUGGACAAUAAUCUAGUCGAUAAAUCAUAUUAAAAAAAAAUUGUAAAUUCAAAAAUUACAAUUAGAAAUUAUUCAAAUAAAU
This is a messenger RNA of Leptopilina heterotoma, 451 nucleotides long. RefSeq lists its product as uncharacterized. Gene Ontology annotation, cellular component: extracellular region. Bases 36 to 380 code for a protein of 114 amino acids. The transcript has 5 exons. The record is from RefSeq and is a predicted model, not a curated record. Gene Ontology annotation, molecular function: ion channel inhibitor activity. NCBI's taxonomy places the organism in Eukaryota, Metazoa, Arthropoda, Insecta, Hymenoptera, Figitidae.